Molecule: messenger RNA, 468 nt
Organism: Ostertagia ostertagi
Lineage: Eukaryota; Metazoa; Nematoda; Chromadorea; Rhabditida; Trichostrongylidae
Source: the annotation of a GenBank genome assembly
AAGCUUCGCCAUAUUACCCCUGGGCAGAUUUCCAUCGAGAUUUUCAUCGAGAUUCAUCGGGACUCCAUCCCCACAGAUUAUCCGGUAAUUCUGGUCUGGCAGUCAAUACCAUCAAUACUCGUCAACGCCUCAAUAGAAGAGGCGAACCGUCUCGGCUGUCUCCGCGGCUUCGAUCUCCCCGCCGAUAAGCUCGCACCACUGCGGAGCGUGCUUCCUUCCCCAGGCGGGUCGAGCUCCUGGCUACCACUCCAGCCGACUACUUCAAUAGACGCUGCUCGGCUCUCUAUUUCAAUACUCGAUCCUGAGGUCGAGCUCCUAGUUACCUCCGUCUACUACUUCAAUAGACACGGUUCGGCUCUCUAUUUCAAUACUCGAUCCUUGGAGGUCUGUAUUCCGCGGAUCCAGCUCAAGAGUCAGGACGGACAGCGCUACCUGCCACCCAACAGGAGGAAGAAGACCGGUGCCUAA